Messenger RNA from Carassius gibelio (silver crucian carp), 6890 nucleotides. RefSeq names its product transcription factor MafG-like. Lineage: Eukaryota; Metazoa; Chordata; Actinopteri; Cypriniformes; Cyprinidae. The transcript has 3 exons. Gene Ontology annotation, molecular function: DNA-binding transcription factor activity, RNA polymerase II-specific; RNA polymerase II cis-regulatory region sequence-specific DNA binding. The record is from RefSeq and is a predicted model, not a curated record. Gene Ontology annotation, biological process: regulation of transcription by RNA polymerase II; regulation of epidermal cell differentiation. The coding region runs from base 21 to 674 and encodes 217 amino acids. Gene Ontology annotation, cellular component: nucleus.
AAAACAUCAUAUGACGUCUGAUGAUUUCAGUACCAGAGAAAGCAAAUCCGAACAAUUACACAUUUACACAUCUGAUUUCAUUCAAACACACUUUGGAUCCUCUACUCACAAAUACACGCUCAUACAGAAAGGCGUCUGUUCUAACUGACCUGUCGAGCGGGGCAGUGGAGAGUGGCUCUCGUGGUAUGACUACUACAAACAAGGGCAACAAAGCACUGAAGGUGAAGCGAGAGCCAGGUGAAAAUGGCACAAGUCUUACAGAUGACGAGCUGGUGUCUAUGUCUGUGCGGGAGCUGAACCUGCACUUGCGUGGUCUGUCCAAAGAGGAAAUCCUGCAGUUGAAACAGCGGCGGCGUACGCUCAAAAACCGUGGCUAUGCUGCCAGCUGCCGCGUCAAACGUGUCACACAAAAGGAGGAGCUAGAGAAACAGAAAGUGGAGCUUCAGCAGGAGGUCAAGAAGCUUGCCUCGGAAAAUGCUAGCAUGAAGGUGGAGCUUGAUGUGCUGCGCUCCAAAUACGAGGCUCUCCAGAGUUUUGCCAGAACUGUAGCUCGCAGCCCUGUUGCUGCUGCCAGAGGCCCCAUCACAUCUGUCAUAGGGCCCCUCAUACCAGGAAAAGUGGCCGCCACCAGUGUCAUCACAAUUGUUAAGUCCAAAACAGAAGCACGGUCGUAAUGCACAAACAGGGAACAUUUGUAAGUAUAUUGGUCAGCGUAUUCAUCAGACACAGGGUUGAUGAAUGUUAUAUGACAUGGUAAAAUUCAGCAAGAUCUGCUCUGUGACUGUAAAAAUAUAAACAGACAACACUAAAGUCCCUCUGAUGUCAUUUACAACCCUUGUUGUUAAUGAACAACAAUUUUAUCAGCAUAUCAUUAAUAUUACACACUUGAGGUUCACUCAAAAAUUAUUUGAAACAUUUGCCAUGCAGUCACCAUCUUGUUGCACUACAUUUUUUAAGUUGUAAAGUCACAUUGUAACAUUUAUGAACAACCUGUGAUUAAAGACUUGAUGUUAUUUGUCAUCAGUGUUGGGGUAACACAUUACAAUUAAGAGUUAUGCAAUCAGAUCACUUUUUUUAAGUAACUAGUAAAGUAAUGCAUUACUUUGAAUAUACAAUGAAACAUUUUUCUUUACUUUUUCAAAUAAGUAAUUCACAUUUACUUAUUUUCCCAUUAUUUCCCUGACACCUCUCCUGUCCCUGUGUUGAGAGAAUAUGAAAUGCAGAGGAAAUGCCUUCAUCUUGAGGCUUAUUAAUUUCACUUUUGGUGUGAAAGGGCCUUUACACUUGCCAAGAAUAUUACUUUUGGGUUUUUUGCUAUUAAAAUAAAAAAAGAGUAAGCCCAUCCUAGGUGACAAACAGUAACGCAAAAGUAAUAUAAUGCAUUACUUUCCAUAAAACAAUUUUUGUUUGGUUUUUAUGGAGUAAAAUUAAAUUGUAAUUUGUAAUUUUUUUUAAUUAACUUUCCACAUCACUGUUUGUCACUGACUUCCAACCUGAUGCAGUGCAUCUUAUGACACCAAAUUUAAAUAUGUCUAUGCGCUAAGAAUGAGAGAUUGUUAAUGAAUAACUUGAAUUUGAAUGUGUCCCAGAUUUUUUUUUUUUUUUCAUUUUUGGGUCUGACUUGAAUUUGAAUGUGUCCCAGAUUUUUUAUUUUUUUUCAUUUUUGGGUCUGGACAGACAUGGCCACUGUAUGCUUUUAUUGUAUUGAAAGGAGCAUGGACAUACUGCUAAAUCUCUCAUUUUUAUUUUUCAUGGGAGAAAGUUAAUCAUAUGGGUUUGGAUUGACACAAGGGUUCAUGUGACUCCAAACGUGUAUGACUAAUUUGAUGAAAUGUCACAAUUUUAAUUUUCUAGUUUUUGGGUUACCUGAGUUAAAGGGAAUUAGCUCCAACUUGAGUUAUCUGUGCUUGAUAUUGUCCACUGAUGGAAAACUAAGUUAUUCAUUAUUCAGAAAUGGCAUCGUUCCCUUAUGACAUAAGGAUCUUGUAAUUCAAUUUUUUUUAGGUAUUCUUUACUGUUAAGUUCAAUUCCAGUAGUGGACUGAUGUUUACAAGUUAUAUUCUGAUUAAAUAGGUACUAGGAGAGGCAAUAAACUACUGUAUUUAUGCAUGGGAUAGCAGAGGCCCUGUUGAGCUGUGUGGCAGGUGAUGUUCAUCUUUUGCAGACAUGAGACAUGAGAAAGCCUUUUCUUAAAGAUAUCGCAGAGAGAGUAGGCAUUUAAUUGUUCUUAGAAAAUAUUUUGAGUUGGUAAACCGUGUUGUUAAAACUGAUCAUUCUAGCUUUGUUGUAGAACUGUAGUUUCGUUUUUCUGUGCUUUGUGUGGAUUGGCUGGUCUCAGUUGAUUUUCCCAAAGCAACCCAAUAUAAACUUUAUUGUUGAAUUGUUAGCAAAUGGUCUCUGAUAUCUAACUCUAGCUACUUUUGUUGUUUUCCUUUACUGAAUAAGAAAACUGAGAAAAAAAAGUUAUUUAUAUGAACAAAAAAUAGUUUGAUAUCUAUUUUGCAAUUUUACCAAAAGUGGCUUAUUAUUAAAGUCUGAUUGCUUUUCUAGUAAGUAGGCGCGUGCAGUGGGUAGCGCGUGGCGUGCUGUGUAUGUGGUCAGGUGGCAGUGUUGUUCACUGUGUAAGUGUCCAACUGUAUACCUUUAAAUUAAUAUUAUAAAGUAAUCUAGACAGUGUACAGAAGCCAGUCGUUCAUAUCAGCUCCUUCCAUAUCUCUGUAAUGAGGAUGUCUUGCUCUCAGAACAUCUGGGUUUUGUUGAAUGAUACAAUUUUUAGAUUUACUAAAGCUAACUAUAACCAUCCCAAUUUGACCCUUCAUAAUGGUGCAUAGCCAGUGUGCGGUUCUCUUCCAGCAAAGGUGGUUGGGCAAAACACAAUUUAUCCUUAAUGGUUCAGAGCAACAAAAAUAGCAAGACCUGAAUUUAAAGUUGUGGUUCUGUUCCAAAGCCUAGUGAACUGUUCAUUUUAAGCAAUCAUAAUGUGCUCUCCCAACAUGACAUCUGUUGUAAAAGACAUCAAAUAGGGAAGCAUGGCAUGGCAUAGAACAAGUGACAAACUCACUGAAAAAAAAAAAAACAUAAAUUCGCCCAUCUAUUCUUCAGACCAAUAUAUAAUAAAUGGCCAAUACUUUGAGCAAAAUAGUGAAAAAUACAGUAUAAAAUGACUUGAUUUGAUUGUGACAUAAGUGGAGGGAUUGAACAUGAAUAGUGGAUAAAGUUAUUACAUUUAACUAUAAUCACUGCUAAAAUGUCUGUAUGUAAAUAACCAAACAGUUUUUACCCAACAGUAUUUAUUUGUGGUAUUUUUUAUUGUUUAUUAGACAUAUUGUUGGGUAAGCUUAGCAACUUUCUAAUGUUGAACUCUAUUGAUAUCAACUGUGAGUACAGUGCUUCGACUUAUAGUCUGUUUCGUAUUCACCUACAAUACGUAGGUCUACAGACAGCAAGGUAAUCCCUCACUGAGGUUUGGAAAAGAGCUAUAAUAUUUAAAAAAUUUAAUUGACUGUCAAUCCUGUCAUCUCGCUCAUGUUCUGUAUCUUAUGGACAGAUGUCUUCAGAUGUUUCAAAGCAGACUACAUACAGCGUAAACAUGUUUGAAAUAAGCUUGAUGAGACUUCUCUGUGAGAGAUUAUCAUGAAAUACACUAAUGAAAUGGGCUUAUCUUGAUAUGCCCUUUCCUUUUGUUAUCCCAGGACAAUAGGAAAAGAAAAAGCACCAGAACUACUUCAACUUGUAGCCCUGAGGUGUGUCACAGCUGUAAAAAUCAGCUGAAUGAUUUUGAAGUGAAUAUAUACAAACAUACAGGUGCAUCUCAAAAAAAAUUAAUAUCAUGGAAAGUUCUUUAUUUCUUUUGUAAUUUUAUUCAAAAAAGCAAAUUUUCUUAUAUUCUAGAUUCAUUGCACACAAACUGAAAUAUUUCAAGAGUUUUUAGUUUUAAUUCUGAUUAUAAUGACUCACAGUUUAGAUUAGAAAAACAAAAAAAUACGCUUGUCAGCAGAUGGAAGCAUAAAGUGCUCCAAAAUCUCCUGGUAGAUGGCUGCAUUGCCUUUGGACUUGAUAAAACACCGACAACAGCGGAUGCCAUGGCACCCCAAAUCAUCACUGGCCUUUGGAUUCUGUGCCUUUUCAGUCUUCCUCCAGACUCCAGACCUUGAAUUUCAAAUGAAAUGCUAAAUUACAUUUAAUCUGAAAAGAGGAAUUUGGAGCAGUGAGCAACAGUCCAGUUCCUUAUCUCCUUAGCCCAGGUAAGAUGCUUCUGACGUUGUUUCUGUUUCAGAAGUGGCUUAGUAGCUCUUUUCCUGAAGACGUCUGAGUGUGGUGACUCUUGAUGCACUUCCUCAGGCUUCAGUCCACACCUUGUGAAGCUCUCCCAAGUUCACGAAUCUGCUUUUCCUGACAAUCUUCCCACGGCUGUGGUCAUCCCUGUUGCUUGUGCACCUUUUCCUACCAACUUUUAUAAAUAUUUUGAUUCAGCACUCUGUGAACACCCAGCCCUUUCAGCAAUGACCUUCUGUGGCUUACCCUCUUUGUGUAGGAUGUUGAUGAUUGUCUUUUGAACAACUGUCAAGUCAGUAGUCCUUCCCAUAAUUGUGGUUGCAUGUUCUAUACUAGCCCAAGCGGUACUCAGUAUUUAUACUCAUAAUUAAUCUUAUUCAUCAAUUAAUCAAUCAAUCUUAUUAAGCAAUCAUAAUUAAUUAAUCAAUUUCAAAAUGUAAUAUUAAAAUUUUUUGAGAUACUGAAUUUUACAUUUUAUUAAGCUGUAAGUCAUAAAUAUCAGAUUUUCAAUAAAAACCUCAUGAAACAUUUCAGUUUGUGUGCAAUGAAUCUAGAAUAUGAGAAGCUUUAUCUUAUCACAUUACAAAAAAUAAAGAACUUUUCCAUGAUAUUCAUAUUUUUUUAGAUGCACCUGUACAUACACACAAACACACACACACACACACACACACACACACACACACAUAUAUAUAUAUAUAUAUAUAUAUAUAUAUAUAUAUAUAUAUAUAUAAAUAUAUAUAUAUAAACACACACUUACUGGCAUGGAAAAGUAUUAGCGACCCUGAGAACUUUGACUGCAGAUCAUUGACUGCAGUAGAUUUAAAAUAAUAGUUUACAUAUCAUACAAGUCACCAGUAAUUUUUAAUGCCAAGGCUAAACAAUAAAAAUGUAAGUUUUUCUCUGCAAAUCAUCUCCUUAAACACAAGUUAUGAUAAAAUGUUUUCACUCUUAUACACCGUAUUAUACAUUAUAUUAUAUCUAUCAUUAUUAUUAAAUUAAAUGUGUAAUAAACAGUAUAAGUUACAGACAGCACAAUGAGCCCCCUUCAGGGUGAUAAAUCCUGAUUGCCUGGUGAGGCUUUUUUUACAGCAGUGAGCGAUAACACAUGGCUAAGUAAUGAUGACAGGUUUCAUUUAUUGAUGAACUAUUAUCCUUUAAGGUUUUAAUACAUUGAAACUGAUGCACUGUGACAAGAAUGCACUGCACUCUUACCUCAACUCUGCCUCACAUUGUGGAUUCAAGGCCAGAUUCUGAAAACAUUUCUACCCGCCAUCAGAAAGAGGUUUGCUACAAUAAAAUAUGCAUCCACCAUUUUCAGCAUAUAGGGUGUAUUGUUUCAGCAAUUUGAUGACUAAUCUUUUUUUAGAGCUCAUUGCUCACGUAAUGCACUCAACACAUUCACCCGUCUUGUUUUGUGGCUUUGAAAUGCAGUUUUUUGGAGUUUUAACUGAGAUUUUCAGCAUACUUGUUAGGCGCAGCACUUCUCUGUGGUGUUUGAUGUAGUUCUUGGAUAAGUGCCACACUGUACCCUUAUGUGCACAUAAAUUAUUGAUACUCCAAUGAUUGACCAGUGAUGUUUGUGGUAGUUUGUAUUUUAGCACUAUUGAAAAAUGACUGCCGAGGAGAAAGAUAUUUCAGUGUGAUGCAGUCACCACUAAUGUGCGUUUAUAAGCUCUGUUCCAACGCUAGUUAUCGUCCUAAUAUAUCAUAGGCACAUUACUGACUUGAAGGGUGUUUCAGCUAUUUGCCUUCUAAGAAAACCUGUUGCCAAUGAAUUUCUCUCAGUAUAUCCAAAAUGAUCCUCCAUUCAAGAAGUUCCUCCAAGAUGGCGGACAUACUGCAUACUUCAAGCUGUUUUAUUCAUUUUAUAAAGUAUAUGAACAAUUCUAUUAAUUAAAAAAAUGUGGAUGCCUGCUUUUAUGUCAGAAUCAGUUGGAACUACAUACUUUUGUACAUAAUGUGACAAGCACUAUCUGUGUCAUUUCCUAACAUGCCUGUGUAAAACACACAGAGUUGUUGUCACUGUUACUAAUUAACUGUAUUGUGACUACAUUAAUUUAAUGGUAGGCUAUGCAACAGGCCUUUCAUUGUUUUUAUGGGUCUUGAAUCAUUAAUGAAUCCUAUCAAAAAGCAGCUUUUUCAGUCAGUACAUUAAUGUCAAUGUUAUCUAUUUUUAGGCUGAUAAUUCAUCACUUUCUUUGUUUACUGAGCUGGUGACUGUAAAGGGUUUUAUAUUUUUGCACUAAGUCUAGAUAUUUGUCUCAGAUUUGUGGGUCAUAAAAUGAAGUUAUGAAAUGUGAGUAUAUAUGAUUGGUGGUCAUUGGUAGAAUAUGUUUUGGUUAUCUUUAUCAAUGGGUUGUUAUGAGAUAUAUUGCAGUGCUUUGUAUGAAACACCGUAACAAAAUGGGUGAUUGUAACUAUUUACUGAUGAAAUUGUACUUUUUUGGCAAUCUAGAUAAACACUGUAUUCAUAUUUAUUGACUGUGGAUUUGAACCAUGCAGUUAACCAUUUUUCAGAUGUGGCUAAAAUAUUGAUUUACUGUUGUAUAAAAUGUAUGUUUGUUGAAUAACAGCUUCUUUUUUGUAUACGACCAAUAAAAAUGUUUUGAGAAAUA